Messenger RNA from Danio aesculapii, 4584 nucleotides. RefSeq names its product trimethyllysine hydroxylase, epsilon (gene tmlhe). The record is from RefSeq and is a predicted model, not a curated record. Gene Ontology annotation, molecular function: iron ion binding; trimethyllysine dioxygenase activity. Lineage: Eukaryota; Metazoa; Chordata; Actinopteri; Cypriniformes; Danionidae. The transcript has 8 exons. Gene Ontology annotation, biological process: carnitine biosynthetic process. Bases 190 to 1422 code for a protein of 410 amino acids. Gene Ontology annotation, cellular component: mitochondrion.
CGUUUCGCGGAUAUGAGCGCCUGCGUGUACAUCUCAUGACGGACACAAUGGCGGGGAGCGAGCUCAAGUUUAAUGAUUGAUAUUGAGGAAUAAAUACGGCAGCUUUUCAAGAGGAGUUCACACCGAAGUUAUACGAUUGUCACAAGCCGAGCAGCAGCUGAAAGUGGCGGAUUCAUCUCGCAUGUCAUCAUGCCUUUAAUUCGAGUGUUGAACAGAUUGAGUGGAUUUGUGAGCUGGAAACAGGGUUUGGAGAGUUUGGGAGCGCAGAGCCACAGAUUCCAGCACACCGCCACUCAUUCAUCUUCAUGCAACUAUCAGCUGCUGCCCGACUGCUUGGAGCUCAACUAUGGUGGUCUUGUUAUGCACUUUGACUAUGUUUGGCUGCGAGACCACUGCAGAUCCGCUUCAUGCUACAACUCCAAAACCAACCAGCGUAAUCUGGACACGGCCAGCAUCGAUUUGACCAUCAGGCCUUCCAAGAGCAGAGUGGACGAACACAACCUCUUCCUGACAUGGCCAGAUGGUCACGUCACACGAUACAAUUUAGCAUGGCUAGCCCAGAACAGCUACGAGGGCCAGAUGAGGAGUGCCAUACAGCCUCGUGUCCUCUGGAACGCGCACAUCUACUCCAGUGCUAAAGUUCCCUCUGCCAACUGGGACAAAUUCAUGAGCUGCGACGAGGAGCUGAAGAACUUCCUGAACAACUUCCUGCUUUACGGGAUUGCUUUUGUUGAAGGUGUUCCGCCAACUCUCGAAGAAACAGAAACUGUGACCCAAAGAGUGAGCCUCAUCAGGGAGACCAUGUAUGGGCGGAUGUGGAACUUCACUUCAGAUUUUUCUCGCGGAGACACUGCCUACACAAAGCUGGCACUGGAUCGCCACACGGAUACGUCAUACUUCCAGGAGCCCUGCGGCAUCCAGGUGUUUCACUGUCUGCGGCACGAGGGCACGGGCGGCAGGACUCUGCUGGUGGACGGUUUUCACGCUGCCGACACGGUUUUACAGCAAACGCCGGAGAACUUCCAGCUGCUGUCUCACGUGCCGAUUAAACACGACUAUGUGGAAAACCUCAGCGAUCAUCGCAACCACAUGAUCGGCAUCGGCCCCGUGCUCAACGUUUAUCCCUGGAACAAUGAGGUUUACAUGAUUCGAUAUAAUAACUACGACCGCUCAGUCAUUAACACAGUCCCCCAUGAUGUGGUGCGCCGCUGGUAUGUUGCUCACAGGAAACUCACUGCUGAGCUCAGGAGGGCAGACAACGAGCUCUGGGUCAAACUCAAGCCGGGCAAGGUUCUGUUUAUUGAUAACUGGCGUGUUCUCCAUGGCAGAGAGUCCUUCACAGGUCUGCGGCAGCUGUGUGGAUGUUAUCUGACACGAGAUGAUGUACUGAACACGGCUCGCUCUCUGGGUCUGCAGGCCUGAAAAACGCACACAACAAGGCAUUUUCCUAAAAUGAGUCUGUUUAGCAGGAUAAGCAGGAUCACAACAACACAGCAGUAUUACUAUCUGCACUUAAAGAUGCUAAGGAGGCUCUUAAAGGCCAUUAAAGAGACAGUUCACCCAAAAAUGAAAAAUUAGUUUACUCACCUUUUACUUGUAUUAAACCUUUAUGAGUUUAUUUCUUCUGUUGAACACAAAAGAUGUUAUGAAGAAAGCUGGAAAUAUUGCAUUUUAUUUGUUUUUCAUACUAUGGAAGUCAAUGGUUACCAGUUUCUAACAUUCUUCAAAAUAUCUUUUUUUUAGGUUCAACAGGAGAAAGAAACACAUAAUAGUUUGGAACCACUAGAGGGAGAGUAAAUAGUGAGUAAAUGUACAUUUUUAGGGGAACUAUCCCUUUACCCUUAGAUUAAAGCAUUGGUUCACCUAAAGGAUGACAAUUUUGAGCACUUAUGAUUAAUCCUAAAGCAUUUUAGAGGACUUUUUUGGGCAGAAUUAUAGAUUUUUUAAAAUAGUUUUCUUAAUCUGAGCAGUUACAUCGGGUCAUUUUUGUGCCUUCAUUUUAUCUUUGGGCCCAUGCAAAACAAAAGGAAAAUGCAAGUAUUUUAAGCUUUUUAUUCUUUAUUUGUCCAAAAAAAAAGCAAUACAAUGUAGAUCGAACACACACACACACCCAAAAUGCUGUUCAAAACUUUAUUGUCAUUUAUUAUAUUGUAAUUGUUUUGUUCUUCUGUUGAACACAAAAGAUAAUGUUGUGAAGAAAGCUAGAAACCUGUAACCACUGACUUUCAUUUGUUUUUCACACUAUGGACGUCAAUGGUUACCGGUUUCUAACAUUCUUCAAAAUAUCUUUUUUUAGGUUCAACAUGAGAAAGAAACUCAUAAUGGUUUGGAACCACUAGAGGGAGAGUAAAUCAUGAGUCAAUGUUCAUUUUUAGGGGAGCUAUCAGUUUAAACUUAGAUUAAAAUAUUGGUUAUCUUCAAGGAUGACAAUUUUGAGCACUUAUGAUUAAUCCUAAAGCAUGUUAGAGGUCUUUUUUGGGCAAAGUUUUAGAUUGUUUUUCCUUAAUCUGAGCCUUAAUCUGAGAAAUUGGCUAGGAUUGUUGUUGUAAAACACAAAAAGGAGACUCAAUUCAACAAAUUUAAGUGGUUUAAAACAACUUUUGUGCUCAUGAAAAUGACAUUUUAAGCAUAAUUUGUCCAAUAAAAAAUAUCGAACUUAAUGUAGAUCAGACUGAAAGAUCAUAUGUAAGAUCUGAGCCUAUACAACAUGCUCAAUGUGUCAAACACACACACUCACUCUCUCACAUUCAGACACACAGACCCCUCAAAAUGCCAUUGAAAACUAUCGUCAUGUACUUUCUAUUGUUAUUUUAUAUAUUUCGAGAUUUUUAUACAAUCAUAAGCCAAACGAUUUCACCAAAGUCAACAGACCUUUAGGUUUUGGAUGUCUGAACUUUUUUAUUUAUGGAAAAUACAUUUUAAAAAGCAUAAAAAUGCAUUUUUAACAUCCAAUAUGGCACUUUUCAAUGUAUAUUAAUGUUAAAAACAAUGCAUUGAUAAAAAUACAUCAGUUGAUAGAUUUGAUUUGAUAAAAGGUGAUACGACAUUUUGUUUUUUAAAAAUUGGGAUCACACAUUUUAAAAAAUAUUUUCGAUUUUUGAACCCUCAUAUUAAUGAUUUUGAAAUAGUUGUAUCUCGUCCAAAUAUUGUCCUAUAUAUCAUAACAUAUAUAUAUCAAUAGAAAUCUUAUUUAUUGAGAUUUCAGAUGACUUUUCACAAAAAAAAAAUAAAAAAUUUUUGUGGUCCAGACAUUGAUUUAGUUAAGGUAUUGAUUUUCUAGGUAAUUGUUUUGCUUGAAAGCUGUAUUGAAACUGCAUUUUGGAAGUUGAAACCACUGAGCAGCACUAUUGAAGUUCACUAUAUGGAGAAAACAGAAAUAUCCUGCAUGUUUUCUUUAAAAACCUUCAUUACAAAAUCUUGGUUGACAAAUAGCAAAAGGUCUAUUUUGUAAGUAAACUAAUCCUUUAAGGCAAGCAGGAUAUCAUUCUAUGGGCAGUUUUUUAUCUAUAUACACUUUUAAUAAUCAACAAUUGUAAUUAUGUGCAUUCAGUUAUGUUCGUUAUGGGUUUGCGGGUGCACUGAAAAAAUGCUGUUCUUACUUAGUGUUUUUGUCUCGUUUCUAGUCCAAAUAUCUAAAAAUUCUUAAAUCAAGAAGCAUUUUAUAGACAUGUAAAAAAUAUUGUCUUGUUUACAGAAAUAAUGAGUUAAAAUUAAGGGAGUUCUUCCUUAAAACAAGCUAAAUAAUCUGCCAAUGUGGUAAGAAAACAUUCAUUCAUUCAUUUUCUUGUCGGCUUAGUCCCUUUAUUAAUCCGGGGUCGCCACAGCGGAAUGAACCGCCAACUUAUCCAGCACGUUUUUACGCAGCGGAUUUCCCUCCAGCCGCAACCCAUCACUGGGAAAUGUAAGAAAACAAUAAAAUGAAAAUAAGAUUAUUUUGCUGACCCCGUUGGCAGAUUAUUUUUCGUGUUUAAAGGAAAACUUAAUUUUGACUCAUUAUUUCUGAAAACAAACCAGUAUUUUUUGCUUGUCUAAAAAAUGCUUCAUGAUUUUAGAAUUUUUAGAUAUUUGGACUAAAAACAAGACAAAAACACUAAGUAAUAAAGGCUUUUUUUGCAGUGUAGAAGUACUUUUUUGAUCCAUAACACAUUCUCCACAGAAAAACAGACAAUUUAAUGAUAAAGAUUUUCAUUUAGAUCAUAAAAACAAAACUGAAUUGGUCGAGGCAUUCAGUGUACAUACAAGAGAAUAUGCAGUGAAAUUUAUAUUCUUGAGUGUAUGAUGUCUGACUGAGGAUUUAAUGCAUAAUGACAGACCGAUCAAUCCAGAAGGUGCUUUGUUUUCAGUAAAAAUGGAAAUAAUGGAGGGUAUUUCUGUUGGUUUGUGCCUUAACAUUGAAAUGUGAAUGCAUGGUUGCAAUAAUGGGAAAGAUUUCACAACAUUUGGGAGCGCAUUCUGUUUAUACUACGAAUAUAUAUUUUAAUCUGUAUGAUUUUACCAUCCUGUAUCCUGUACAAAAUCAUCUCAAGUGAAUGUACGCACACAAUACCAAUGGUACCUCUCUAAAUAAAUAGUUUCUUGCUAUUA